UAAAAUCUAGCUAUAUUUUAGUUUACCGCCACACUGAAUUAAUAAAUUACAAAUGGAGAAUUGCAAAUUUGUAAAUAAAUAAAUUUUAAAAAUAGUAAAAUACCAGCCACCACUGUCGCUAGGUUGAGGAGGGCAAAGCAAAAGUUAGUUGCGGUUACAAAGACAGAAGGGCUGCCUGAAUGAAAAGUCGGCCCUUAAUCAGGCCCACAGUAACAUGACCACCAAAGAUUAGAUAAUUUUACGGUGAGUAAACCAUUCGUUGACCCAAUCCAUGCGUUAUUGGUGUAGGUAUUAAUGGCGUUGACGAAACUUUUUAUAACCCCCUUCAUCUUCCUUGUUGGGGUCGAUUCACUACUCUUUAUAUUUGUCUAUUCCUUCUCAAGCAACCCGUCUCUUCAGUACUAACAGAUGCUUUCGCAGUCUUGUGGUCACUUUCUGUUUAUCUUCUGAUUCUGUUUUCUUGGAAAACACUCAUCAUCUAACCAUCCGAAUUCUCUAAGAUAUGGACAGAAUCAGUGAGUUGCCUGAUGAACUGCUUGUUAAGAUAUUAAUGUCUGUUCCGACAAAAGUUGCUGUGUCCACAAGCAUCUUGUCGAAACGGUGGGAGUAUCUUUGGAUGUGGUUGACUAAACUCGAGUAUCUUCAUAGAGACCAUUGUUCAGAGCCUGGAUGCAAGAGGCUACAAAGUUUUCUCGACAGAAACCUGCCACUACAUAGAGCUCCGGUUAUAGAAAGCUUCCGUCUCGAAUUAUGUAGUUCGCAUUUUAAACCUGAGAACAUCAGUACGUGGGUUUCAACAGCAGUUUCUCACUGCCUACGUGAGCUGGAUAUCUUACAUGACGACACCGAACCGGCUAUGUCAAACAUACUGCCGAGUAACUUGUUCACUUGCAAAUCGCUCGUGGUCUUGAAACUGGUUGGUGAGAUCCUCUUGGAUGUUCCUCGAGUGGUCGCUCUUCCCUCUCUCAAAACUCUGAAAAUUCAAAGUGUGAGAUACUUCGAUGAAGAAACUCUUCAACGGCUUCUUUCAAAUUGCCCCAUUCUUGAAGAUCUAGUGGUGGAUUUACGUGAUUAUGAUUAUGAAUCUGCGGGACAGUUGACUGUUGCUGUUCCAAAUUUGCAGAGUUUGUCACUAUACAUACCCUAUUGUCAGGAUCUAGAUGGGUUUGUGAUAGAAACUCCUAAUUUAAAGUAUUUCAAACUUAUGGAUCAUAGUAUUAGUGGUCACUACUGUUUGAUUGAGAAGAUGCCUUGUCUGAUCGAGGCAUAUCUAGAGGUUAAUCUUCCUGAUAUGAAGAGUCUUAUUGGAUCAAUCACAUCUGUCAAGCGUCUUACAAUAUGUUCAGAGGGUAUUAUGAUGCUUGGUGAAGGUUUUGUCUUCAACCAACUUGAACAUCUGGAGGUGUGUUUUUGCACACUGUUUUCCUCGGAUCUAGUUAUCGAGCUACUGCUCAAAGCUUCUUCCAACUUGAAGAGACUAGGCUUUUCCUUCAUGGAACAUCAUGUUCCUCAAGGUAUGGUUUACUGGAAUCAACCAACCACUGUUCCUGAAUGUGUAUUGUCGAGUCUAGAAAGUUUCAGCUGGUCGAAAUAUACAGGAGAACCAGAAGAGAGGGAUAUUGUGGUUUACAUUCUGAAACAUGCUCUUCACUUAAAGACUGCGACAAUCAAGUCAUAUGGAUCAGAUGUUUGGAAACUUGAGAUGUUAAAGGAGUUGGAACUUUCUCCUAGAGCUUCAGCUACAUGCCAACUCUUGUUUGAUUGAAUAUUUUGAUCUUUAAAAUUGGUCUUGUUAUUUCAAUUUCUUGUAUUUGCUCGGACUCAUUUCGUUUCUCUUCAACUCUGAAAUCUUGAUAUUCUACAUAAAUUUUCUUUCUAUAUGUUAAGAGUUAAAUUUUAUUUUAUUGAAACUA
Brassica napus (rape) is the source of this 1913-nucleotide messenger RNA. RefSeq names its product FBD-associated F-box protein At4g10400. Gene Ontology annotation, molecular function: protein binding. The transcript is spliced from 4 exons. NCBI's taxonomy places the organism in Eukaryota, Viridiplantae, Streptophyta, Magnoliopsida, Brassicales, Brassicaceae. The coding region runs from base 503 to 1765 and encodes 420 amino acids. The record is from RefSeq and is a predicted model, not a curated record.